This is a messenger RNA of Haliotis rufescens (red abalone), 1445 nucleotides long. RefSeq names its product beta-1,3-galactosyltransferase 1-like. Gene Ontology annotation, molecular function: hexosyltransferase activity. NCBI's taxonomy places the organism in Eukaryota, Metazoa, Mollusca, Gastropoda, Lepetellida, Haliotidae. The transcript is spliced from 2 exons. The record is from RefSeq and is a predicted model, not a curated record. Bases 69 to 1373 code for a protein of 434 amino acids. Gene Ontology annotation, cellular component: membrane.
GCCGUGGCAACGUCAAGGAGAACAUCAACUUGAAUUAUAGAAUAACGUAUCUGCAUAAAUAUUUCAAGAUGUUUAACAGAUUCAGGAGAAGACUUAAAAGGUGGAGGUACCAUUCCAUAGUUGCAACUAUUGUAAUUGUUGGCUACCUGCAUGUACUAUCUCCCGAAAGUUUAUUAAGAGAAAAAAAUUCUACAAAACAUAAAAUGGUUCAUUCAUCCAAUACGAAUUGGGAAAAGGCAAUGCAGGGGUACAUGGCGUCCACAAAUAGAAGCAUUUACCCUGACAGAAAUCUCAUAUCUGAUGAAGCAAUAUUGAAAGAGGAUCUCAACAAUUUGGGACGACAAAGAUCUCGCGACCAUAACCCGAGAAGACAGUGGACGCAGGCGGAAAACGGAAGUAAACCACUUUCUGCAGCACAGGCCGUUAAAUUUGUGAGAGGAGGACACAUGAACAGAAGGAUACGUCCGUUCACUUACCAUUCAGUGAAACGGGAGUACACGCCUCUUAUCAACUGGGCAUAUUUGGUUACUAAGAGAAAUAAGAUAUUGACGAAAUAUUCAUUUUCAUAUGAUAUAAUGCCUGAACGACUUGACAGUGAACGUCCAUACCUGAUCAUAAUGGUGUUAUCGGUUGCAAAGCAUCAGAGGACAGCAAUCAGACAGACAUACGGCAGCGUCCUCCAUGGAAAAAGGUGGCCUGGAAGUAAUAUCAUUUUGAAUGCCAAGCUCAUUUUUCUAUUGGGGCGUACACGGUCUGAAGUAGGACAGGCUGUUCUUAGUGAAGAGAAUGCCGCCCAUGGAGAUAUUUUACAAGGAAACUUUAUUGAUACUUAUCGAAAUCUAACGCUGAAAGUGCUAAUGGGAUUAAAUUACGUUUCAGUGUAUUACCCUUCUACACAGUACGUCUUGAAGGCGGAUGAGGACACAUUCACGGAUGUUGAUAUUCUUGUGAGGUUGCUGAAGAAACUGCGACCUGUAAACUCCGUACUUGGGCAUAUAUACUUGUCCCCUCCUGUACUCAGGACUGGUAAAUGGGCUGUUUCGGUAUAUGUCUAUCCUUUCACACUCUACCCUCGUUAUGCAUCGGGAAACACUUAUGUGAUGUCAAUGGAUCUGGGGAGAUGCGUUGUUCAAAAUGCCAGUUUGUUCCCAUACACUCCCAUAGAAGAUGCGUUUAUCACUGGUAUCAUGUGUGUUGCAUGUAAUUGCAAGCAAUAUCACGUAAACGGCUUUACACAUUGGUUUGAAAGAGCUCCUUUCCUUGGAGAAUUUCUUAAGGGAUCCAAGAUAUCAGCCAAUAGAGUGACAGAUAAACGCAAGUAUAAUAUAUGGAAAAAGAUAACGGAAAAAUAUCGUUUUAAAUUUGUGAGCUGAGGUGAAGUAAGGUGAGGUGAGGUGAGGUGGAAUGUGGUAUUUCGUCGAGUUGAAGAUUAUUGCACUUAUAUA